Molecule: messenger RNA, 1915 nt
Organism: Helianthus annuus (common sunflower)
Lineage: Eukaryota; Viridiplantae; Streptophyta; Magnoliopsida; Asterales; Asteraceae
Product: putative pentatricopeptide repeat-containing protein At1g10330
Exons: 1
Coding region: 352-1767 (471 amino acids)
Biological process (GO): RNA modification
Molecular function (GO): protein binding; RNA binding
Source: RefSeq, a predicted model, not a curated record
GCUAAAUCUUAGAGAAGAAACAAGAGAGAAAGGAAAUCCCAAAAUCAAGCUGUUCUUCUCAUUAACAACCAUCUGUUAUAUAACAGAUCCCUAACCAACUUCUCAAUAUCCUUUUACACUAUGAAUCCCUGUACUACGAAUUAUUACCCUACCAGUCCCUGUACUACAAAACUAUUCAAAAGACUCUACAAAACUAAUACAAUGUUACAGAAAUGACCCCCCAACUAUUCUUUACACAACAAAGUCACGAUGGCCAAUUUCAGAUCAGUCAUCGAUUUAGGGCGGCCGCUACUAUUGUUCAGUCGAUUGCCCGAACACAAUACCGAUCUCAUCCUAUGAGUUGUCUCCAGGAUGCUUCCCUCACCGGAAUCUCUCCUGCAACUCCUUCAACGUUUCAUCAAAAGCUCGACCCAAAUCAAGCAAAUUCAUUCGGUUCUCAUCACCAGUGGCAACCUCUCUAUCCCCAACCCAUCUUCCUUUCGAUGGACUACCACCUUAUUCUACAAUACACUCAUCAGAGCCUACCUAAAUAUCAAUCUUCCUCACACUACAUUACUUCUUUUCACCCACAUGCUUUCCCACAAUAUCCCCCCAAACGCACACACUUUCCCUUCAAUUGCCAAAGCUGCUGCUUGUAACAUAACCCCUUCUUUCAUUGAUAAACCCCUUUACUCCCAAGCUCUGAAGCGCGGAGUGUUAGCCGAUCCGUUCGUACAAACAUCGUUUAUUUGUUUGUAUGCAGAAAGUGGUAACGUUUGUUGUGCACGUAAGGUGUUUGAUGAAAUGCCUGAACCGUGUGUUGUUUCAUAUAAUGCUAUGCUUGAUGGGUUUUGUAAAGACGGGGAUAUGGGUUCUGCGGUUUUGUUCUUUGAAUCGAUGCCGGUGAAGGAUGUUUAUUCGUGGACCAGUAUUGUUAAUGGGUAUGUCAAGAAAGAGUGUUAUGAUAGUGCCUUUCGAAGUUUCAAGCGGAUGAUCAUGCAAAGGGUUUCGGGUGGUUGUGCGGUGAAACCGAACGAAGCUACAUUUGUUAGUGUUCUUUCCGCCUGUGCUAAUUCUAAUAGGGUCACAGGGCUGUCAUACGGAAAGCAGAUACACGGUUACAUCGUCAAGAACGAGGAUCGAAUCAGUGCUUUCGUAGGGACCGCCCUGAUAAACAUGUACGGGAAAACAGACGGUUUGGAAUACGCAACAAAAGUGUUUGGAAGCAUGGUAAACAAGCAAGUAUGUACAUGGAACGCAAUGAUCAGUACUCUCGCGUCAAACGGAAAAGAGAAGCAGGCUUUAGAGAUGUUUAAUAAGAUGAAAGUAGAAGGUCAGGUUCCAAACGAUGUUACUUUCGUUGCAGUUCUCGCUGCUUGUGCUCGUGCAGAGCUCGUGAAACCGGGUUUACAAGUUUUCAACUCUAUGUUGCCUCGAUUCAGCAUUGUUCCAAAAAUGGAGCAUUAUGGUUGUGUGGUCGAUUUGUUGGGUAGAGCGGGGUUUUUGGCAGAAGCAGAAGAGUUCAUGAGAAGGAUGCCGUUUGAACCCGAUGCAUCUGUUUUGGGGGCGCUUUUGGGUGCUUGUAAGCUACAUGGGGCUGUUGAUAUGGGAAGUGAGGUGGCGAAACGGUUAUAUAGAUUAGAACCGCAACAAUGUGGGCAGUAUAUACUUUUGUCGAGUAUUUAUGCUGGAGUAGAUAAUUGGGAGCAUGCUACCUCUUUGAGAAAUGUCAUGGUUGAUGCUGGUUUUCAGAAACCUCCAGCUUAUAGUACGGUCAAUGCGUUGUAAAUAGUUUGUUUGUUCGUUAAUCCCCAAUUGUCAGAUUCGGGAGCAAGCAUAACCGACUUAACCGAUGACGGUCCUAACCGAUGUUUGGGUUUUGAGGUCUGGGAUUAACCCAUGGUUCAGUUUUGGUUAGCCACACGAUUAUCAACCA